AUGAUGUUUAAUGCUUGGUGUCUUCUCGUUGCAGGCAUUUGGUACAACAGGUUGAGACCAUCAUCACUGCGCAAAUCGUCCUACUCCAACAGCAGCAGCAUCAACAACAGCAGCAGCGCUUGUCCCCCGCCGCCGCCCACGCCGCAUCAGAUCCAAACCAACGCCAGCACCAGUCAGCACCAAAGGCACCAACAGCAACAGCAGCAGCAGCAGCAGCAGCAGCAGCAACAGCAUCCACAACACAGACGCAACAGCAGCAGCUUGGCAGCGAAACCUGUCAUCAAUUUGCUCAGCAAUCGGCAGCAGUUCAACUACUUUGAGUUCCCAUCAACGACUCGCAGCGGCAGCUCGUUGCUGGCCAAUCGAUAUACCGCUGCAGUCUCCACACCAGCGCUCGACUGCACUCCCAGCAGCAGCUGCCACAGCAACUGCAACAGCAGCAGCUACAGUUCUGCGGUUGCCAAAGCGGCUGCUUCGACUGCUUGUGCACUACUUGCCACGUGCCACGUGUCCACAGCCCCAGCAACAGCCACAGCAUCAACCUCAACCCCAACCACCUGUCAGCAAGAAACCACAAACAGAGCAAGCAUGGGCCGGCGUGAGAUUAAACGUUCCAAUACCAGCGGCUCCACCUCCAGAUCCUACGACAGCGGCAGCGCAACCACAAAUUUUGUUGGAAAAUUUACGCAAAGCGUGCGCCGCAUCGUGCAGGAUGUGAAGGACGAGGGCGCACCGAGCGGCAUGACACGCGAUGAGGUUAUCGAGACGAACGAGCGCUUGCGAUCGCUACGGCUGCGCCUCGAGGAGUCCUACGAUACAGUAAAGAAAGCACUGAUUAAUCUAAUGAAUCAAUACGGCGAUUCGAAGAGCCAUCGCAACAUAUUUCAGCGCUAUCCCAUGCUCAAGCUGAUGAUAAAGGAAGUCAUACGGCUGGAGACCCAGUAUUGGACAUUGGUCGAUAUUCCGCGACAGGAGAAACAGGAAACUGUGCCGUCUUACGUGAUGCGCGCCUGCUCCAUCAUGGAGAAGACGCAGAAGUCGGGCGAGGGCGUCAAGACAUCGGCCAAGCUGGCCGAUGAGGCCGCUGAGCGCAGGGAGCGCAUGGAACGCUUAGAACACAUGACAACGGCACAAAUUGAGCUCGAGAAUACGCAGCUGAUUAAUGAUUUGUAUCGCUUGCUGAAAAAGUAUCUGGGCUUGCGGCACUUGAUACGCGUGCUAAAGGAAGAGUACGGCAGCUCAAAGAUGUAUCCGAUAUUUCCGCGAUACACAAUGCUCAAGGAUAUGAUAAAGGGCAUCAUGCACGACCCCGACUACAUGGAGGUGUGCCAUGAAACGCUGGCCAACUCCAACUGAGCCGAGGCAUCCGGAAAUGGCAGGCGGCGCAUGAGUGUCAUAUGAGAGGGCCAGCCCGAGACACCCACGCACGCACACUAGUCCAACAGGAUGUGUGUGUCGUGUGCUGGAUUCUGCUUGCGUCUUUCUGCCAUGUUCCGUCAGUGUUUAACAACUUUCAAUGAACGUUAACUUUUUUGCAUAGUUAGAUACAAAUCUUUAGAUAAUUUUUAGCCUCAACACCGGAGGCAAACAAACAAAACACCUACCCCACCACAAAAGUAAACUACUUAACAACAACUACAACAACAACUACAACUACAACAAACUAUUUACCACAAACAGCAAAAGACACUUGAUAUAACUUGGCUAUGAGAGAGUGUAACCAAAAAGUAAAACAAAACAAAACCAAACCAAACAAAACAAAA
Drosophila hydei is the source of this 1763-nucleotide messenger RNA. RefSeq names its product ataxin-2 homolog. Lineage: Eukaryota; Metazoa; Arthropoda; Insecta; Diptera; Drosophilidae. The record is from RefSeq and is a predicted model, not a curated record. The transcript is spliced from 6 exons. The coding region runs from base 1 to 1356 and encodes 451 amino acids.